GAGUAAAAUAUUUUUCAGUAAAAAUAAAAACUUGAAAAUCCCUCAUUCAAAUCAAAUGAACCAAAGUGAACACAUCAAAGAACAACAGAUAAGGAAAUCGUCUUUCUGAAAUCUUACUAUUGAAAUUUAAAUUGUAUCCAAGCCAUGGAACAAGAGACUUUUUUUUCCGAGAAAGUUUCAUUCGCGAACCAAAAUUAUAAAAAAUAUGGAACGACAACUCACAACAAUUUGAAAAGAAAUCAGCAAUCUGAAGUUCUAAUACGACAUGAUCUAACAAAAACAGAUACUCUUCAAGGAAUAGCGAUACAAUAUGGAUGCUCGAUGGAGCAAAUUAGAAGAGCAAACAGACUCUUCGCUAACGACAGUCUUUUUCUCCGCGCUUUCUUAAUGAUUCCUGUUAGCAAAGAUUCACCGUUUUACCCUAAAGACGCUGAACAACGUCAAUUUAAUAAUCACAUGCUUGCUAAAAGAGCAAACACGAUUGGAGGUCCGUCAUCGUCUAAAAAUUAUUCACCAAGCGAUUCAAUGGACUCGUUAACAAGUCCAACAGAUGACGACGAACAUCGAAAAUACAUGGAAGAGUUUCUUGAUAAAAUCGAUUCCAGUAUCGCUUCAUCAAAGAAAAUGGUUCGGGAGCAACAGAAGAACAGCGACUUCAUCACGUCAAGUCAAAGUGACGAUUCUCUUUACAGCUCCGGCAAUAGCUUUAUUAACCACAAUUACGAUUUAGCACAUCCCUCGGGGUCAUCUUCAUAUCAACAAUAUCAAUCAUUAAACCAUCAAUCAGCGAGACAUAGCUUGGGUGGAAUGAGCAACGAUUCAAACCAAAUAAUUGUUAGGACACAAGGACGUCACAUAAAAAAUUCACUUCAACGACUUGAGAAGCAGCAAGACGAGAUAUUUGAGUUGUAGCAGAUAGCUGAGGCUCAGCUUUAUCGCGUGAUCAAUGACCAUCCAAGUUAUUUACUUCGUUUGAGCACAUUUAAAGAUCGGUUGAGCCGAAUCUUGUUUCAUCGCAAUAGUCGAAAACUCAAACGUCGAUCAUAGUAUGAAAAUUUAAGGUAAAAAGAGAAACAAAAAUAUGAAAUUUUAGAUAUCUAGAAAUGAAGUGAAGCAAUUUUUUUCUUGACCUUAAUUAUUCCCUCUCCCCCACCUAUAAUAAUCAAGUUUUGGAACUUUCAUGACUCAAGUUAAGAAAACAAAAACAAUGAUAAACGAUAACUCACUAAAAAUCUUCUUAUCACCUUUUUUUCUUAUUAAUUCCAUUACAACACUUUCAUGUGCUCAAGAGAAGUGAGAUAACAGAAAAUAAACUCAAAUGAGAUUAUAAACGAAUGAAAUAUUCGCAAAUUAUGCCUUAAAAGUUUUAAAACAAAUUUUUAUUGAUGAAAGUGUGGCUGAAGAUGGUGAAGAUUUCUACAUAAAUUCGAAAUUAUGUUUUUAUUAAAUAUUUUUUAGUUCACUUCCGUUGUGAUAAUUCUUUUUUAUUCAUUUCAUGUGGAAGUUGCGAACGUGAUGUUGUGUAACUUAAAAUGUCACGCUUUUGAAUUUUUUAAUGAAAUAUUUUAGAGAAACAAGAAAAAAGUUUUCCACAUUUUUGGCGUCCCAAAUUUUUAUUGCUGGUAAUUUAUUGAAAUUAUUCUUUUAAUUCUGAAUAUUUGUAGAGUGUAAAAAUGUUCUCAGAAUUUUAGAUGAUUAAUUUAAACAAAUGCAUUUAAUAAAUUAAAGAUUACAAUUUUAAGUAGAUAAUUUUGGAAUAUUUUUUAAAUUUUGUUAUUUAAUGCAGAAGACUUCAAAUGCAU
Clunio marinus is the source of this 1802-nucleotide messenger RNA. The record is from the annotation of a GenBank genome assembly. NCBI's taxonomy places the organism in Eukaryota, Metazoa, Arthropoda, Insecta, Diptera, Chironomidae.